AAAAGGAAGUCUUUAAAAUGACCUAGGUUUAUCUGACAAAAAGGCUAACAAAAAAGUUCGACAUGGCAGGUUAGAAAAACUGCACAACAGCGCAAAAGGCGUCUCACAUUUAAUGGUUCUCAUUCUGUGCCCUACUUUUCAGUUUCAAGACUCAUUGCCUGUGCGCAUGCGCGUGCCUUGUGAAGCGCUCGCUCAGGUUCAGCAGCAGCAGUGUGCGAAGCCGCUCGUAGCAGCACUAAAGUCCGCACUGGGUCAGGGAGGCAUCGACUUUUAACCACACUUGUUUAUGCUGUUAUGCUUUGAGUGUGUUUAUAGUGGCUUCUCUGCAGUUUCUCUUCUAUCUUUUCCCUCCACGGACAUUGUAGUUGCAGAGAAGAGGGAACGGAGCAGGACGAGUCAUCUGCCAUGGCUUCAUCAUAAACCUGUUGAUGUUGCAUUUUCUUUUGCUAUCAUUGUGGAGUGUGAAGAUGCCAUAUUCUGUCGACUCCUUCCCAACAGAAACACUCAUCUCUGAAACUUUCUCUCUGGGCUUCUACUCCAGCAGUGAACGCACCACAGAGCUGUACUCGGCAGAAAGCUUCAUCCCCAGCAUCGACAACAUCAGCAGGUCGAGUGGCCACCACUGCACCUAUAAAGAAGACUUCAAACGUAUUUUACUCCCUCUCGUGUAUAGCUUUGUGUUUGUGCUUGGCCUUCCUCUAAACGCAGCUGUUAUACUGAAUAUAUGGAGGACUCGACCACAUCUGUCCAAAAACAACAUCUACAUGCUCAACUUAGCCAUAGCCGACUUUCUGUACGUGUUGUCCCUUCCCCUGCUCAUCUACAACUACGGCAGCCAUGACUACUGGCCCUUUGGGGAGUUUUGCUGUAAACUGGUCCGGUUUCAGUUCUACAGUAAUCUACAUGGCAGCAUCCUCUUCCUCACCUGCAUCAGCGUGCACCGCUACGUGGGAAUUUGCCAUCCUCUCGCCAUGUGGCUGAAACAAGGUGGAUCCAGGCUGGCAUGGUGUAUCUGUGGAGGGGUUUGGCUUGUGGUCGCCAUCCUGUGCGCCCCAACUUUUCACUUUGCAGCAAUAGGAAUCCAGAGAAACCGCACUGUGUGUUAUGACUUAAGCACACCAAAUAAAUCACUAGACUACUACCCUUACGGCAUGGCUCUGACCUGCCUCGGCUUCUUGUUGCCUUUUAUGGUCGUGUUGGUGUGCUACUGUCGUAUGGCCCACAUCCUUUGCCGCCCGGUUUCCUACCAGGGUAUCACCUUGGGAACUGGGGAGAAACGAGACAAAGCGGUGAGGAUGAUCAUUUUGGUGACUACAGUUUUCUGCAUAAGCUUCCUGCCGUUUCACCUCACAAAGACCAUGUACCUGGUGAUACGAACUCUGUCUGGUGCCCCGUGUGAGACAAGAAACCUGUUCUCCAUCGUCUAUAAGAGCACCAGGCCGUUCGCCAGCAUGAACAGCUUGCUGGACCCCAUCCUUUUUUACUUCACUCAGCCUCGCUACCGCAGGAGCACCAAGAGGUUUAUGGUCAGAAUCACCACCCUGAAGGAGAAGGGCACCAAUGUGUGAGGCAACAGAACCUCAUAUUCUGCCAAAGUAUUUCUUAAAGACUUGAUGAUGUACAAGCAGUGGACCUUAUGAUGUGGCAUAAUAGUACAUGCAAUGGUUGCAGAGUUUUGCAACAGGUUUCCUGUGCAUGUUCUAAGGUAACCUGCAGUCCUUUGUGCGCUUAAUAACUACUGUUCACUGUGUCAAAGAACUGUAUCUCCCUGAGAGGGUCUCAAUAAGGGUUUUAGGCACUGACAUGUCAAGAAGCCUCCUGAAAGGAAACACAAUGAUUGUAAUGUUGUUAUGAGGAAGGUAAAAGUCAUAAAAGAAAGAUAAAAGUCAGAAAACAAGGAGGUGUGUAAUCGUAAAUUGGCUUUAUUAAGCUAUGGAAGUUUCUCUUUGAAAUUCAGACAUUUUAUUCACUAUUAUUUAAUCACUUUUAUGGCAUAGCACUACUGUUCCUGCCCUUUCUACACUGUAAAUGAUGACUAUAGCAGCAGAAUACCAGGACAUUCACAUCCUGCAGAUUCUCUGUUAUCUGUGAAAUUUUACUGUCAAUCUGAACUGUGAACAGUGUAGUUUAUGUAUUUUAUAUAAUGUUAAACACUGUGAACUACAGUAUAAACUAAACUAAACCAAACAAAAUAUAGAACCAAGAAUGAAAGGUGAAUUUUGUUUUGUGUUACGUGGAGGUGGUGAUAAAAUUGUAAAGAGAAGGAAAUCUCAUUAAAAUGCACUGCGGCACAGAGCCUUGUAUAAUGCCAAAAGACAUUUAAAAUGUCUAUGACUGCAUGUUUGACGUGCAUGAAGCACUUCUGUGUGGAAAUGAAAACAUUACUGUGUCAAAGAAUGUCUGUAAAAGUUGUUCAAGUGAUGAAUGUAUAUAAUACUGUUCUUCCGUUCUUCCCUCUUAAUGUAACACAUUGUUCCAAUGUAAAAAAGUUUUAAGGUUGGUUGUUGCAUGUUUUGACCACUAGGUGAUGAACGCUCCACACUGCUACUCCCCUGCACUGGCACUCUGGUUCUGUUCUGUUCUUGCUUUUGAAUUGUUUGUGAAUGUGUGAUCCAACAAUGAUUACAUCUUACCUACUACAAUCAGAGAUACACUGAUGCCAACAAACUUUAAUUAUUCAGCUCAUAUCAAACUAAAAGAGGCCAUCUCACCAUGGCUUUCUCCACAUGUCCUUCAAACAAAAGAAAUCCUUUAAAACCUUGUGGAAACAACAAUUUAUGCAUGUUUAAAAAUCCACACCAGGUACCUUAGAUGCUUAAAAGAAAAUUUCAAACAAACUAGGGCUCGGUCUAAUUAAGACUGAACUUUCUGCUAUAAGAGAUGAAAAAAUUAUAAACUACAGAAAAAGUGAAUAUCUAAAAAAGGGAGCUCUCAUAGAGGGGAUUUACAUUACACUCGUUAUUUACUAUUUAGAACCGUUUUAAUGACUUCAAACUGGAUAUACAUGCUAAGUCUCUUCAGUGUGUAACUUAAAGGGAAUAAUACUUUCAAAGUUACUUUUUGUAUUUUUAACAGAAUAAAAUGAGGUAACUGAGCUACUUAGUGUAUGAUUUGGUUAUCAGUAAUGUUCAUGAGUUGAACAUCAAGGGGCCAUAUUGAAGUGUAUCAAACAAACAGUGGAAACACAUUUUAUGUACACAGUUCAUGUAGGUCACUGCAGAGAUCAUGUUCUUUUAACGUUGUUGCUGUCAACUAAUUUGAUCAGAUUUAAAAUCAUACAGUGUAUUGACUUGUAUAAGAUGAUGCUCUCACUGCUAACAUGAAUGAAUCCUGAUUAUAAUCUAAAUCUGCCUUAGCCAGGUAGGCUAAUCCAUGGACUACACCAGAAACUCUGAACCUCUCUGUGUUGAUAUUUAGAGGUGAAAUUAAACUGAAAUGACUGGUGUAAUCUUUAAUUCAGAUUGAAAAAUAAAUUCACCAGCAACUUUAAAACUGCUGUCAACGAGGCAGCUUUACGACCACAUCACUUACAGGUAGUUCAAACUUGCAAACAUUGUUUGAGUUUUGCACCCAUGAGGGAAGAAAUGUAAUAUUUAUCGGUUUAUGAACAUAUAAGUUUCAUGCCUUACAAAUGCAAGGGAUUUUUCUUUUACCAAAUGAUGACAUCAUGUGCUUCAAAAUGUUAGAAACGUAUAUGUUUGUCUGUACAGCAUGCAUAUUCAGUGAUGUACUAGUAUACUGUAUGUUGUGUGAGAGUAACUACUUUGUCAAAUAUUUGUGAUGAGGGUCUGAAAUGAAAAGUGUGUGUGUUUAAAAAGAUGUCUCUGCACUGUGCCAAUGCAUUUUUAGUCAGUGUUAUUUUGAAGAAGUCUUAUUUUUGUAAAACCAUAUAAUAGAGUAGUAUCUGAAGUAUAAUUUUAUUUUUGUUACAUAGAAUCAUUUUAAUAUAGGCUAUAUAUUUUUUCUCUGACAAAGCUGCCUUCUUGACUUAUCUUGUGAAAUUCUUUGAAUGUUGUCUGUAAGUAAAACUAACCAUUAAAAAGGUCACACAAGCCUAA
Molecule: messenger RNA, 4058 nt
Organism: Labrus bergylta (ballan wrasse)
Lineage: Eukaryota; Metazoa; Chordata; Actinopteri; Labriformes; Labridae
Product: P2Y purinoceptor 3
Biological process (GO): cellular response to pyrimidine ribonucleotide; phospholipase C-activating G protein-coupled receptor signaling pathway
Cellular component (GO): plasma membrane
Molecular function (GO): G protein-coupled UDP receptor activity; G protein-coupled ADP receptor activity; G protein-coupled UTP receptor activity
Source: RefSeq, a predicted model, not a curated record